GCAUGUAACACCUGUGAGGAGAGAGGAAAGAGGGGAAUCCAGUGGGGCUAGUGAAGAUGAGAAGAAACUGGAGAAGAUGGUGACGGAGUGGGUGGCUAACUUAUCCCUAGGGGAAAAUGAGGAAGCAUUGAUGUACAUCCCCCAGGAUGAGAGGGAUGCUGUUGUGGCAGAGAUAAAGGUCCUGACUGACCCGUUAGAGCAACAGGCCCUAGAAGAGAAAAAAAGAAUGGAAUGGAAACUGCGACUAAGGAGGCAGAGAACGAGGCACGUAGCGGCGGCCACCGAGUUAGAGAAAGAAUUGGCUGCCGUAGCAGAACAACAUUCUAAUGCGUUGACACAAGGGGACUUGCAGAGCAAGGUGGAUGCGAUUGCAAAAAGUGUAGAUGUGCUUAUUCGCGUCCAACAGGAACAAAUGCAUUUCUCGAGUGGCCGUGACAUAGCCGUACAGUCUAUCCGUGUAGGCUUUAGAGACUUUGCCGACGAUAUGAUGAUGCGGAUGGGCUCUGAAAUGCAGGCUCGUAUGAAGAACGCAAAACAAUUCUGUGUUGGCGCCAUAGAGGGCGCCAAGCUUGCAGUCCCAAAGGAGGAGGAGGCACGCCCGCGUAGGGAACGAGUAAAGGUAAAGUUUCCUGACGCCUACAACGGGAAACAGGGGGAAGACUUUGAUAAUUGGGAAGCCAAUAUCAAUUCCUACGUGCACCUCCAGGAUAUUAUUCCUGAUUCUUCAAACCUGGACAUGCAAAGAAUGGAUUCGGGUGGAGGCGAGGCCAUCGAUCAGUUCGCCAAGCCAGACACUGCCCAGGUGACCAUUGGUUCGCCAGUAUGGGUCGAGGACCCUGUGAUUAUGUGGAUAGAGGCCACUGUAAUAAAGAUAUCAGGCGACAAGAUUACAUCAGAGACACGAGAUGGGAACACGGUGGUUUCCAGCAUCGAAAAUGUGUACCCAAGAGAUGAGGAAGCCCCCUCAAAUGGGGUGGAUGACAUGACAAAGCUGUCCUACCUGCAUGAACCUGGCGUCCUGCAGAAUUUGUACAUUAGAUACCAACUGGAUAUGAUCUAUACAUACACCGGCAACAUCUUGAUUGCCGUAAAUCCUUUCCAGAAGAUGCCUCAUUUGUUUGGGACACACAUGAUGGAGGAAUAUAGAAAUGCGCGUCUGGGGGAUCUGAGUCCUCAUAUUUUCGCUGUUGCUGAUGCAGCGUAUAAAGCAAUGAUGGAUGAGCAGAGGAGCCAGGCGGUCUUAGUUAGCGGUGAGAGCGGUGCGGGGAAAACAGAGACAACAAAGCUGCUCAUGCAGUACUUGGCGUUCAUGGGAGGAAGGAGUGGAGUGGAAGGAAGAACAGUAGAGCAACAAGUUCUUGAGUCGAAUCCAUUGCUCGAAGCAUUCGGGAAUGCGAAGACUAUCCGGAACAACAAUUCUAGCCGGUUUGGGAAGUUUGUGGAGAUUCAGUUCAACAAAGGGAAGAUCUCAGGAGCAGCCAUAAGAACAUACUUGCUUGAACGAUCAAGGGUUGUUCAGAUCUCCAGUCCGGAAAGGAAUUAUCACUGCUUUUACCAACUUUGUGCAGGUGCUUCCCCAGAGGACGCCAUUUUCAGAGUGGUUGCGUCUAUUCUUCAUCUGGGAAACAUAGAGUUUGUGGCAGGUAGUGAGCCAGAUUCAUCUCGUGUAGCAGAUGGGCGGUCAAGAUUCCAUCUGCAAGCGGCGGCAGAGCUCCUGAUGUGCAACGAAAAGAAGUUGGAGGAGUCCCUCACAACUCGGCUCCUGGUAACCGUGGGGGAAAGUGUGACGAAAUCGUUGGACAAGGAUGCGGCAGUAGGGAGCAGAGAUACACUCGCGAAAACUCUCUAUUCAAGGCUUUUUGAUUGGUAUCAGAAGGAGAUCCACAGUCUCGACAACUCGCUAGCUCACGUCCAAGACCGCCUUCAGCGGUUGGAGCAGCGACCAGUCGCCGCCGCCGAUGCAAGCUCUUCCAAUACCUCUGACCGCCUCAACGCAUUGGAGAUGGAUGUCGGCUCACUCAAAGAUGGCGUGCAAUUACAGCAGAUUGCAAUGCAACAGUUGCAGCAGCGGAUCUGUACCACCGCCAAUACCUCGAGUUUGGAGCCGCGCGAGACAGCUCCAAAGUUUGACGGGCAGGAGAUCUUCUGCGACUCGAUGAAGACAGAUCCGAUUCCAUGGUUCAGCAAGUUCGAGCUCACGCUGCAGCUGCACAACAUCAAAGAACACAAGCACCACGCAUACUUCGACAUAUCAUCUUCAAGUGGUUCUUCACGGGAUUCGGCACGCGAGUUCAACGUAGAGGCAUUGGACCCGCUCACGUCCGAGGACUUUGCAUGGCUUCCUCUCCCGACCACAGGCCUGUUGGGACCGCAAUGCGCAACACUUAGCGCUAAUCUUCACGCUUACUUAUCCUUCUAUGCACCACCAACUUCGCCGACGGAUGACGAAGUCACGGUGGGGGACAUCCUGGCGUAUACUACCAAGGUGGCCCGCGAGUUUCGCACGCAGCGGUACGAUGACAACAACGCACUGCUCAUGUAUGUCCGCAUUCAGGUUGGGCAAGCGUCCUGCAGCGCUUUGCUGGAUAGCGGCGCGUCUCGCAAUUUCAUGAGCCAGUCCUUUAUGCAAAAGGCUAGCCUUGGCGCACAAGUUCGGAGGAAGGCAAACCCGACGGCGAUCAAGUUGGCGGAUGGAAAGACGGAACAACUUCUCGACCGGCCUCUUCCUCGCAUCGACGAUCUUCUUGAGCGAUUGGGCGGCGCAAAAUAUUUUUCCAAGUUGGAUUUGAAAUCAGGAUAUCAUCAAAUCUCGAUCCAGCCGAACGACCGCUACAAGACCGCGUUCAAGAUGAGGUACGACCAUUUCGAGUGGGUGGUCAUGCCUUUUGGCCUCACCAACGCCCCGGCGACCUUUCAGGCGGCAAUGACCAAUGAAUUUCGUGCAAUGUUGGACCAGUUCGUGCUGGUUUACUUAGACGAUAUUCUCGUCUAUAGCCGGUCAUUGGAGGAUCAUCUUGGGCAUCUUCGACGAGUGUUGGAGACGCUCCGCCGCGCCAAGUACAAGGCCAACCGCGACAAGUGUGAAUUUGUCCGGCAGGAGCUGGAAUACUUGGGCCAUUUCGUCACACCGGAGGGCAUCAGUCCGCUAUCGGAUAAGAUUCAGGCCGUCCAAGAGUGGCCGGAGCCUUGGAACGUCACAGAUGUCCGCUCGUUCCUUGGUCUCGCCAGCUACUAUCAGCGCUUCAUCAAAGACUACUCGAAGAUCGCGGCCCACUUGAACAAGCUUCAAUGCGAGGAUCGGCCGUUUGACUUCGGAGAGGAGGUGCGGGGAUCAUUCUUCGCUCUCAAGGUCGCGCUAUUGUCUGCGGAGGGCUUGCGGAUAUACGACCCGCUCUUGCCUACGCGCAUCACUACGGAUGCGACAGGCUAUGGCAUUGGUGCAGUCCUCGAGCAACAUGACGGUGUGGACUGGCACCCGGUCGAAUACUUCAGCAAGAAAGUGCCCAUCGUGCAUUCCAUUGAUGAUGCACGCAAGAAGGAGCUCCUCGCCUUCGUCCACACGCUCAAGCGGUGGCGGCACUUCCUCCUUGGUCAAAGCCAAUUUCGCUGGGUAACGGACAACAAUCCAUUGGUCUUUUACAAGACCCAAGACACCGUCAACAGCACCAUCGUUCGAUGGAUGGCUUUCAUCGACCAGUUCGACUUCUUUCCCGAUCACAUUCCCGGGAAGUCGAACCGUUUUGCGGAUGCUCUUCCACGGCGUCCGGAUCAUUGUACCGCGGUCUACUCAACCUUCGAGAUCGACGACGACCUGCGGAACAGUUUCAUCCGCGGCUACCAAGCCAACCCCGAGUUUCGCGACAAGUACGCGAAUUGCUCCUCUCCUAAUCCGGUUCCUUCUCACUACCGGAUCCAAGAGGGGUACUUGCUUGUCCACACGCGGGGGAAGGACCUUCUUUGCGUGCCAAGUGAUCCUCACUUGCGUACACGGCUUCUUGGCGAGUUCCACGAUGCUCUCGCCACCGGACACUUUGGAGUUAAUCGCACGAUUGGCCGACUUCGCCAACGAUUUUGGGAAGCGAUUGCCAUGGACAUUACCGGCCCGUUCCCCAAGCACAAGACCGGAGUGGAUGGGAUUCUUACGGUGGUCGACCGACUCACCAAGUUCGUCGUGUUUUUGCCUUGUCGCUAUCAUGCCAAGGCACCGGAGUUGGCCGAGGUUCUCUACGCCGGUUGGAUUCGAACCAAGGGUUACCUCAAGGAAAUCGUCUGCGACCGCUACACUCGUUUCAUGUCCGAUUUUUGGUUGGCACUCAUCAAGCGAUGGGGCUCAUCUCUCAGGCCCAGUUCAGCUCGCCACCCUCAGACCAAUGGCCAGAUGGAGAGGGCGCAUCAGACUGCACAGGUUCUCCUUCGCACUCUCAUCCGCCCCGACCAGAAGGACUGGGUUGAGCGGCUGCCGGAUGUCGAGUUGGCCUACAACUCAUCUAUCCACCCGGCUAUCGGGAUGUCGCCCUUUGAGUUUGAGCACGGCUCGCCGGUCACUUCACCAUUGGACGCUAUUACUCCACGAACGGUCGAGAGCGACGACCAUCUUCUUUUCUUGCGUCGGAUGCAAGAGCUUCUUGUCAAGGCACGCGAUCAGAUGGCUAAGACGCAGCAGCGCAUGAGCCAACAGGCCAAUCGCCAGCGUCUUCCUUGCCCAUUCCGCGCAGGCGACCUUGUUUGGGUUUCCGCAGCGGAAUUCAGCCUUGAACAAGACAUCUAUCGCAAGCUCCUCCCGAAAUGGAUGGGGCCUUGGCCGAUCGUAGCGCCCGCUGGGGACGCACCCGAGGGACCUUCCUUCACGAUUCAGCUGCUUGGCCACUUGCCGGUCUACCCAGUCUUUCAUUGCUCCAAGUUGGCUCUUUACACGCCAGCGGAACAUGACGAUUUUCCCGGGAGACGUACGCAAGACCCACCUUCUAUGGACGGUUUUCAGGAGGUCGGCGACAUCAUCUCCCUGCGACGCUACGACAACAAGCCAACUGAGUAUUUGCAUGUAUUUAAGAUGGAACAAGAGGAGUACAAGAGGGAGGAGAUCAAUUGGAGCGAUAUCGAGUUCCUUGAUAAUAUUGAUGUGCUAGAUCUGAUCGAAAAGAAACCCCUAGGGAUUAUUGCUCUGCUUGAUGAGGCAUGUAUGUUCCCAAAGGCCACCCCACAGUCAUUCUCUAGCCUGCUGUAUAGCACAUUUGCAAAUCACAAGCGCUUCCGUCGGCCUAAAUUUGGCAGAACUUCAUUUGCAAUUGAUCAUUACGCUGGGGAGGUAACGUACUCAGCUGAUCUUUUUUUAGAAAAGAACAGGGAUUAUGUCAUUGAUGAGCAUCGGCAACUCAUGCAUGCCUCUACAUGCGCGUUUGUCGCAAACUUGUUUCCACCACCAGAAGAGGUUCGAUCUGCUGGGAAGCAUGGAGCAAAAGGUGGAUCUUCUUUCUCAUCAAUUGGAAGCCGAUUUAAGCUCCAAUUGCAGGCACUCAUGGAGACGUUGAGCACUACCCAGCCUCAUUAUGUCAGAUGUGUAAAGCCAAACACAGAGCAAUUGGCCCAGCAGUUUGAUUUCGGAUUCGUCCUUCAACAGCUGCGAUGCAGUGGUGUCCUGGAGGCAGUUCGGAUCAGCUGUGCAGGAUUUCCUACAAGGCGAACAUUUGCCGAGUUUGUUGAUCGCUUCCUUCUUCUCUGCCCAGAUGCUGUUGCUGUAAGUCCUGACGACAAGGCAGCAUGCAUCCGGAUACUAGAGUGCGCUGGUCUGACAGGAUAUCAGGUUGGACUAACGAAGUUGUUCCUAAGGGGGGGGCAAAUGGCAGUUCUGGACACAAGGAGGAUGGAGAUUAUGAGUAAAGCAGCUACUUUAGUCACAAGAAAAGCCCGCACUUUCCUAUUAAUAAAAGCCUUCCGCCGAUUGCGCAAAGCUUCAAUUUGUUUUCAGACGUGCUGGCGAGGGGUACGUGCAAAAAGAGAGUUGGAGGCGCUCAGGCAAGUGAGGGCUGCAACAAACAUUCAGCGCUUUGUGCGGGGAAGGGUACAGUGGAAGUGGUAUUCAGAAAUGCGUGCUGCUGCAACAAAGAUUCAAUCAUCUGUCCGAAUGCUAUUUGCAAAGCAUGAACUCAACAAACUUCGAGAGAACAACGCCGCGGAGAUCAUUCAGGCACAAUGGCGCCGUCACUAUGCAUCACAGAAGUACCAGGCGAUGUUAUCUGCGACCCUCACAUUACAAUGCAGUUGGAGGAGGAAGAUUGCCCGCCGAGAGCUAAGGCACCUAAGACAGCAAGCGAGGGAGACUGGAGCCCUUCGCGAAGCAAAGAACCGACUGGAGAAACAGGUCGAAGAGCUAACGCUGCGGUUGCAACUAGAGAAGCGCAAGGCGAUGGAGAUCGAGGAGGCAAGACAAGCCGAGGUUGCAGGAGUGAUGGAGAUGAUGGAGCAGAUGAAGGAACAGGUGGAGGAAACAAAGUCAGCCUUGCUUACAGAACGCCAGAAGUAUAAGAAAUCUAUGGAGCAAGCACGACAAGCCGAACGUGAGGCUGCUGCAGCAGAGGCCCGUGCAGCGGCUACCCAAGCUGCCCUUGAAGAAAUUCACAAACUGAGGGAGGAAAACUGUAAACUGAAGGAACAAGUUGAAGCUGUCGAGAGCAGAGCUAGUGGGAUGGCAUCCAAGCUUGAAGAGGUGAUUGCUGCUAAGGAGGAACUUGCUCUGAAAUUUCAAGAAGACCAAGCAACUUCAGAAUCAUUGCGACAAGCUCUAGAAAGCAUGGAAGAAAAGCUUGAUGACCUCAACUCAGAGAACCAAGUCCUCCGUCAGAAGGCAUUGGAUAUGGUCAAAGUUGAGGAGAGUGCUAGGGAAGACAGCCUGAAGUUGCAGGAACAGGCGGAAACCAUCGCCAAACUGCAAUCGGCUAACGAGGAACUUCAGAAAAUCGCAGAGCGAGUCACCGAGCUCGAGUGCCUGAUGCAGAGGUUUGAGGAAGUUGAAGCAGAGAAAGGAGAAUUGGAGACGCAGAAGGGUGCCUGGAUGUUGGAAAGGAAAGAGCUGGAGAUCCGUGUGGCGGAAGCAGAGGCCAAGAAGCACGAAGCAGAAAAUCACGCCGAAGAGUUGGAGAGAGCGAAAGCGGAGGUCGAGAAGAGUGGGGCGGAGAAGGUUGCAGAAUUAGAGUCCAGGAAUUCAAGACUGCUGCAAGCCGCAGAAAAAGGCGCAGAAUCUCGGCAAGCUGAGAUAGAGGCUCAAGCUGACAAGAAACUUGCGGAGAUGCAAUCUGAAAUCGACAGACUGAAGCAGGCGGCGCAGGGUGCAGAGAAGCUCGCAGAGUUGCAAUCAGAGAUUGAAAGACUGAGGAAAGAAAAUAAGGUGGUGCAAAAGGUCGCAGAGUUGGAACUGGAGAAUGCAAAACUAAAGCUACAGGUGUCUUCUGCGCAGAAGGCUCCCAUGGAGGUGGACUCCCGCCUCGGAAAUGGGAAACCAGUUGCGGCGGCAAAACCACAGCCAGAAGUUCUUGCAUCCGAAACAAGUCCAGGUACUUCUUCUGCAGCUGAUGGCAGUCAAAGCAGAAGUUCUGUGUCUGCAUCAACACCUUCGCUUUCGCGGACAAGUGAAAGUGUUUCAACCUCCAUAAAGCAGCAACACACGCCUCCUGUCGCAGUUUCCCCAGCAGAAAGACCUAGCACAGUCCCACCCUCUGCGGGUCCGUCACCUGGGAAGGUAAUAGACCCUUCAUUGUCAGGUUUGUCAGGUGUGUCCCCAUCGACAAGGCAGGAUGCAAAUGGAACCUCAGCGGUGCCUUCCGAUCAGAUGCCCUCAGUUGCGGCUGCAAUUGAAGCCCAGCUUCCUGCUCUUAUUGCCCAGAUGGCACCAGCACUCGUUGCACAGAUGGCUGCUGCAGCGCCAUCGAUUGUGGCACAGAUGGCAGCCACUGCUCCUAACAGGGCAUCAGGCAGCAGGUCAACAUCUGACCCAUCUAGGCGUAGCUCGGUUUUGCUGCCUUCAACUCAGCAGUCACGAGAUGUUCGGAGUUUGCAGGCAAUCAGUGCUUAUCAGCGGAAACCAGUCAGUCUAUUGUCAAAGCACUUUGAUCACGUUGCUAUGAAGGAAUCGGCGAGUAUCCGGCCACGUCAAGGCCCUGAGCGGCUGCAGAGCGAAAAGGAGACGAAGGCGGAAUCCAAGGCAAGACUGCAGAGAACUGGAGAGCAAGGACUGUCCCGAACCAUGUCCGAACAAGCCCCGGUGGAAUCGAGGGCAGCAGGAACCCAUUUGGCAGGUCAUUCAGCAACCCCUUCAUUCAGUUUAGGAGAGACUUCCAGAGCAAAGGAACGUUCGCCAUCGAAGGUGAAGGAUCCCUCGCCUUCUCGUAUUGAUCAGAAGCGACAGAGGGAGAGAGCUCGGCUAACAAGGAUGGAGCUGGAUAUAGCAAAUCUUUUGCAGAUGAUGGAAGAGGAUGUUGGAUUUGAUGGAGACCACCCUGUCGCAGCCGUAGUAAUAUUCAGGUCGCUCUAUCACUGGAACUCUUUUGAAGCAGAGCGAACGACAGUAUUCACUCGCAUCAUUUCAAAGAUCAACUCAUUUGUUGAUCAAAAUGUUGAAAACAGUAGUGUCUUGGCAUACUGGUUGUCGAAUACAUCUACGCUAUUGAAUCUGCUGCACCGUACAUUGAAGCCCUCCACAUCUGGAGCCGGACCAAGGACGCGAAGGAGUGGAGUAGUGUCUCAGUCAUUGAAGGUGAGAAGAAGAGUUUAUGCCCAAUGGAUUAUUGGAACCAUAUUGAUGUAAAGCAGCAAUAUGAAGAAUACUAGCACCUGCAAUUAUAAAAGGAAGUAAGUAAUGAAGACUAAAAAAGAUU
Molecule: messenger RNA, 8867 nt
Organism: Chara braunii
Lineage: Eukaryota; Viridiplantae; Streptophyta; Charophyceae; Charales; Characeae
Source: the annotation of a GenBank genome assembly